UUCUCAUGGUCAGAGUCCUUUAGGUGCCUUUCGGCAAACCUCAAGCGGGCGCUCUUGCCUUUUACUGAGGAGUGGCAGGGCGGCCAGAUCAGUUGGCCGGGUGGCAGGCUCUAGGAAGAGUCUUGGUGGUUCCAAACAUCUCCCAUUUAAGAAUUAUGGGGGCCACUGUGUUCUUGGACCUUCAAUGCUGCAGACAUUUUUGGUACACUUUCCCCAGAUCUGUGCCUCGACACAAUCCUGUCUCGGAGCUUUACGAGGAAUUAUAUCGAAACUCAGGGUUUGGUUUUUGCUCUGACAUAUACUGUCAACUGUGGGAAAUUAUACAGACAGGUGUGUGUGCCUUUCCAAAUCCGGUCCAAUCAAUUGAAUUUACCACAAGUGUACUCCAUUCAAGUUGUUGAAACAACUCAAGGAUGAUCAAUGGAAGUAGGAUGCACCUGACCUUAAAUUUGAGUCAUCGCAAAGGGUCUGAAUACUUAUGUAAGGUAUUUCAUUUUGACCUUUUCUUUACAUUUGCACAAAUUUCUAAACCUGUUUUUCGCUUUGUCCAUUAUGGGGCAUUGUGUUUAGAAACAAUUUAGACUUUUAGAAUAAUAACUUCAUUUUAGAAUAAGGUUGUAACGUAAUAAAUGGGAAGGUGUCUGAAUACUUUACUAAUGCACUGCAUGUCAAGUUAAGUGUACGCUCAUACUUUUGCUCUCACAUACUUGCUAUUCUUUAUCAAGAGAUUCUAGCUUUCCUUGUAUCUGAAACCCAUGUAUGCCACCAUACCCCAUUCCUCAUUUGUAAGUGUAACACUUGUCAGUGUUUUUUAUUUUUUUAAACAGCUUCACUUCUGUGAAAGGCAGCAUGCUUCCUGUAUUCCUCACAGAUCAGCCAAUGUCUCGCUUCUUGCUUGAUGGUGAACAAUCUGCUGGUUGAGGGGCCAAUAUACCACAAAACAAGACUUCUCCUCCAGCAUUUGGAUUUGCCACCAUGUUUACCCCAAAGCCUGGGAGAUUUCCAGCUCUUGUGUUCCUUCUGGUUCUGUCAAGCAAGGCGGUCUCAAGAUGUCUACUUAGCCACGGGGCGGUAGCAACCCAUGGACCCCAGGAGUCGAACCUGUAUGAGCUACCACCUCAAACAACGCCCCCUGUAGCCCUCACCAAAGACCUGACCAAAAAUGCAACAGAAGUCUCCGUUACCCAGCAAACAAUGAGAACUGAAACCUCAGAGACAGACCAUGAGACUGAGCUCUCUCACACCACUGUGAGAGUUAAACAAACACCUGUCCCAUCCGCCCUGCAUCCACCCAACCCUACCAGUGCCAUCAACUCCUUCACAGAAGGGACAGCAAAAUCCUCCAUUCCAGGAAGCGUCAGUGUCUCGAACAGAGUGACAUGCCCGACCAUGACCCCUAAGGGGAGAGGGCUGGUAGGUCAGUGCCUGGUCAUCAUCGCUGUGCUGGCUGCUGUGAUAACAAUGUUCAUUGUCAGCACCGUCAUCCUCUUGACCAAGCUGAGGGGCAGCAGAUACAGACACAGGGCCCAGCAGCUGCAGGGACACGGCACAGAGAUGGUGUGCAUCUCAGCAGUGGUCCCCACCAGAACCACUUAUGGAGGCCAGGGGAGAUACAGAUGCCCCACAAGCAACAUCACCCUAAUGCCCAGCACAGAGGACAGCGAGGGGGACAAUCUCACUCUCAACAGCUUCAUCCCAGAUGUUGACGGAUGCUUGUAACACUUCACAGUCAAACUCGCAAUUCACAAUAACACACUUGCGCUUUGUCAGCUACAUAGCAAAUGUUUUGUACUUAUACAGAAAAAUAAGUGCCUUGCUUAUCUCACUGUUAUUCUAAUGAGAAAUACACAUCUAUCACUAUUGUGAAGCUAUUGAACUAUUGUGUAUACCUGACCUUCCCUGUACAUACUGAAUUAAAACAUUUUUUAAAUGUU
Oncorhynchus tshawytscha (Chinook salmon) is the source of this 1934-nucleotide messenger RNA. It is a transcript of the gene selplg, whose product is annotated as selectin P ligand. The coding region runs from base 976 to 1719 and encodes 247 amino acids. Gene Ontology annotation, cellular component: plasma membrane. The record is from RefSeq and is a predicted model, not a curated record. Lineage: Eukaryota; Metazoa; Chordata; Actinopteri; Salmoniformes; Salmonidae. Gene Ontology annotation, biological process: leukocyte tethering or rolling; hemopoiesis. The transcript is spliced from 2 exons.